This is a messenger RNA of Aspergillus wentii DTO 134E9, 1414 nucleotides long. Its product is annotated as putative mitochondrial ADP,ATP carrier protein (Ant). The record is from RefSeq and is a predicted model, not a curated record. Lineage: Eukaryota; Fungi; Ascomycota; Eurotiomycetes; Eurotiales; Aspergillaceae. Gene Ontology annotation, cellular component: mitochondrial inner membrane. Gene Ontology annotation, molecular function: ATP:ADP antiporter activity. Gene Ontology annotation, biological process: mitochondrial ADP transmembrane transport; mitochondrial ATP transmembrane transport. The transcript has 5 exons. Bases 312 to 1262 code for a protein of 316 amino acids.
UCGGUCUCGGGAGAUAUCGGCUCUCGUUGCCUGGGCCAGCAUUAGCGUCGGUUCCGCUUUUUAUUUUUUGUUAUUUUCUCCUGCUAAAAACGCAACCAGCCAAACAAAUCGUCCGAGCGUCUCCGCUCGCUUCUUCCCGCUUACAAGAGCCCUUUUGCUCGCUAUUUUUUCAUCCCCUUCCCUUCCCUCUCUUCUCUUCUUCCCUUCCUUCUCCAUCCCCUUUUGAAGUGUUCGUCUUUUCUCGACACUCUUUCUCUCUCUUUCCAUCUCCUCUCUACCCUUUUCUUUAGUUUUCUUUCACAGCCGUCAACAUGUCUGGCAAGGGUGAUGUUAACCAGGCCGAGAAGACCGUCUUCGGCAUGCCGGGAUUCGUCGUCGACUUCAUGAUGGGUGGUGUCUCCGCCGCUGUCUCUAAGACCGCUGCUGCCCCCAUCGAGCGUAUCAAGCUGCUCGUCCAGAACCAGGAUGAGAUGAUCCGCGCCGGUCGUCUCGACCGCAAGUACAACGGUAUCGUCGACUGCUUCCGCCGUACCGCUGCCGCUGAGGGUGUCGCCUCCAUGUGGAGAGGUAACACCGCCAACGUCAUCCGUUACUUCCCUACCCAGGCUCUCAACUUUGCCUUCCGUGACACCUACAAGUCUAUGUUCUCCUACAAGAAGGAGCGUGACGGAUACGCCAAGUGGAUGAUGGGUAACCUUGCCUCCGGUGGUGCUGCUGGUGCCACUUCCCUCCUCUUCGUCUACUCUCUCGACUACGCCCGUACCCGUCUUGCCAACGACGCCAAGUCCGCCAAGGGUGGUGGUGAGCGUCAGUUCAACGGUCUCGUUGACGUCUACCGUAAGACCCUCGCCUCCGACGGUCUUGCCGGUCUCUACCGUGGAUUCGGUCCCUCCGUUCUCGGAAUCGUCGUCUACCGUGGUCUCUACUUCGGCAUGUACGACUCCAUCAAGCCUGUUCUCCUCGUUGGCUCUCUCGAGGGUAACUUCCUUGCUUCCUUCUUGCUCGGCUGGACCGUCACCACUGGUGCUGGUAUCGCCUCUUACCCUCUUGACACCGUCCGUCGUCGUAUGAUGAUGACCUCUGGUGAGGCCGUCAAGUACUCUUCUUCCCUCGACGCUGCCCGCCAGAUCGUCGCCAAGGAGGGUACCAAGUCUCUCUUCAAGGGUGCCGGUGCUAACAUCCUCCGUGGUGUCGCCGGUGCUGGUGUCCUGUCCAUCUACGACCAGGUCCAGCUCAUCCUCUUCGGUAAGAAGUUCAAGUAAACGAUUGAUUAAGUUCAAAUCGUUUGAUGUCGAUUCGGCUUUGGGGAAGGGGGUGGCCAAUGGCUGGCGUAACUGCCAGCUGUUGAGCAAUGUUGUGGAAGACUAUAGAUGCAUCAAAAUCGGGAUUUGAUUUUGGUGUAAAGAGCAGUGUG